This is a messenger RNA of Apaloderma vittatum (bar-tailed trogon), 813 nucleotides long. RefSeq names its product putative methyltransferase DDB_G0268948. NCBI's taxonomy places the organism in Eukaryota, Metazoa, Chordata, Aves, Trogoniformes, Trogonidae. The coding region runs from base 1 to 813 and encodes 270 amino acids. The record is from RefSeq and is a predicted model, not a curated record. Gene Ontology annotation, molecular function: S-adenosylmethionine-dependent methyltransferase activity. The transcript has 6 exons.
AUGGCCACCCAGAUGUUUGAGGGGAGAGGGCACGCGGCCGUCUACCAGAAAUACAGGUUCGCGCCGGGCAAAGAGCUGAAGCAAACCAUUCUCUCCUACCUGCAGGAAAAGGCAAGCCCUGCUGAGCUCGUGGUGGACGUUGGCUGCGGGUCGGGACAAGGCACCCGCUUCCUUGCGGAGCACUUCAAGAAGGUGGUGGGAACAGACAUCAGCGAAGCACAGAUCCAGGAGGCCAGGGAUGCCCUCUCCCCACCCAGUGUCUCCUACCUCGUGUGCCCUGCGGAGGAGCUGCCAGUUGAGGAUGCCUCUGUGGACCUCCUGACUUCAUUCACAGCUGCACACUGGUUUGACAUCGAGAAGUUCAUGAGAGAAGCAAACCGGGUGCUUAAGCCGGGUGGUUGCCUGGUCCUCAGCACCUACACCGUAGACAUGAGCCUGCACUAUGGAAACUGCACCGAAAAGCUGACCAAAAUCUUCAGGGAGUCCUGGGAUGUGCUUUUAAAAUACUCGCAUAAUAAAAUAAAACAUGUCCGGGAAGACUACAAAGAAAUCUUUGAGGCCGUGCCGUUCCCGGACAAGAAAAGAAUCACUGAUAUUUUUGACAAAAUUCCCAUGACGGUUGCUGAUGUGGUUGGUUACUUGGAGUCUACAUCUCCGUAUCAAGCGUUUAAGAAGAACGACCCCGAAGCUGCAAAAUCCCUCCUCCAAGAGACUGAAAAGAGGAUGUUGGAGACGAUGGGAGUUUCUUCUCCUGAAACCCCAGUGGAGUUCUGGGUGAGGCACGUCUGUGUGCUGGGGUGCAAGGCACGGUGA